AUGACUUCACUGUUCCGCGCGGGUUUCCUUUAUGAUCGCGGGAUCUCCCGUAUAUUACAGCAGACUUCACCUGACCGCUGAUGUAGUCGUACACUCAGCCGCGCUCUCUCUCUGUCUCUCUCUCACCCCGUACGACGCACUCUGCACCGAACACUCCAGUCCUGAAUGCGAUUUGAUGUUGGCAGUGCGAGUAGUUUGACUUUUGGAUAUCCAUCAGCACCGUGGAAAAAGUGCACUUGUUUCGGCCUUAGCCUUCUGCGUUGAGAGCCCGUCCUUCAUUACAGUCAUGUCAGAGGUUCUGCCCUACGGCGAGGGGAAAAUGAGCGGAUACGGAGCGGACAACGAUGUCAGUCAAAUGUCCUUCAGCUGCGGGCUGCAGGACACCAACGCGUUCUUCGGAGCGUCGCAGGCGAAAAGACCCCCAAAACUUGGACAGAUCGGCAGAGCGAAGAGAGUGGUCAUCGAGGACGACCGAAUAGACGAGGUGCUGAAAGGCAUGACUGACAAAUCGUCACCGGGUGUGUAAACCCGAGCGAUGCCUUGCAGACAUUCCGAUUUUUUGCAGUCAACGAUUUGAAGCACUUGUCGGUUGUGCAUGUGAAGAAGAUUGCAAAGAGAUGGAGGGAUGAUGAUGGCAGGACGCGAGAACCAAGAGGAGACUUCACAAAAGGGAAAAAAGCGAAUUAAAGAAUGGAGAGAUGAGAGAGAUUUAUUUUGGGGGUUUGCUGGCAAUCCUCUACAAAACGACCCCCGAAUGAAAGCUUUGAGGAAGGUGUUGAGGCUGCGCUCUCUGCGGCUCUGCUCAUGUGAAUAGAAAUGGCUGGACUUGUCAUUAUUAUUCCACAACAAUCAUCUUCCAAAAGCAUUGUAAGCAAAACGAAGUUCAACGAAUGACUGAAUCGCAUCUCAAGCUCUGUUAUUAAUGCUGUACAGUAUCUUAGCUCAAAGACCUUUCCCUUAACACACACAUACACACCGAUCAAUCUUCAUGGAUCUGCCUUGAGCGUCGACUUCAAUCCGACUGCUGCUUUUAGAGACAUUGUAGACACACACAAAGACACUGAACUCCCAUAAAGAUAAUUGAACUUCUAAGUAUACUCAUACGCGGAUGGUGCAAUGUGAACAUUUUCUUUUUCCAAAACGACAAAAAAAAGUUGCGAAUUUAUUACCAUACACAUAACCACAGUUGUUGAAGCGUAGUCUUUGCGUUGUUUGGUGAUCUAUUGUUUUGCGCAUCACCGCAUCUGUGCCACGGAUUCACAUCAUCAUUACAGCACAGAAGAAAAGUGGGCAUUACGCCCUCAUGUAAUUAACCCAACAUGAACACGUCUUUCUUCGUUUUAUAUUUUGACUUUUUUCUUUUCUUUUCAUCGCCUCCUCACUUUUUUCCAUUGUGUCCAUCUCUUUGCAUGAACUUUUACUCCGGUGCCAACAGAGGUGCCACCAUGAAUCUUACCCUGGCACGCUUAUUUUUAUUUUUAAAAGUCAUAUUUGUAUUUUUAUAUCUAAAUAAUCAUUUAAAUGAUAUGUUAGUAUGUCGUCUUAAAAUUCAAGGAAUUCUUUUGACAGAGACAAGAGGAUAAUUGUUUGGUUUAUAUAUAUAUAUAUAUAAAUAAUAAAAUAAAAAAAAUAAAAAAAGAGAGACUUACCGAAUGAAUGUUUCUCGGGGUUUUUGCACACAUCCGUGUUGAUCUACUGUUAUAUGGAAAUCGUAAACUGUGACCUGAGCUUCGUUGAAGAAUUUGUUAGAAAAUGGCUAUAUUAGAAAUCUACUGCAUUGUUUACGAAUUUCUUCAAAUAACACGUUGUUAUUUGACUGGUUUUUGGACAUUUUUUUCUCUUUGAUUUGUGUUUCUUUUUUUUCUUUUCUUUUUUUUACCAUUAUUCUAAAGAAACUGACUAUGGUUUGUUGUGCAUGAAACCUUAAUACUUUUCAAUAAUGGUACAUCGUUUUAUUAAGCAAAAAAGCAACAAAAAAUGUCAUGACAUUCUAAGAAUGAAUCAUUGCAUAUUAAAAUACCAUUUUCACUGUAUUUGGUGAAUUAAUAAAUGGUGGAAGAACACAUAGAAAUGCAUAUGUCGUCAUUUGACACAACUGGUGCACAGCAAGGAGAUACACAAGUCUGAUAUAGCUUAACACAAAUACAAUAUGUGAUCAAAUUGAUUUUGGGGGCCCUCAUUACAAUGUACUGUAUACCCAUCAUGGACAAAGCAUCUAAAGAUAGGUCUACUAAUAAGUAAGACUUGAAGGGAUAGUAGUUCACCCCAAAAUUAAAACCAUCACUUCCGUAAGUGCCUCACUGUAACCUUGAUUUUUAUGUUUAUUUUUUUAUAGAAAAGGAUGGACAAAUCAAAAUUCCUCUUUUUUUAGUAAUCAACAUUAUGCCACAAAUGCUGUCGAUUAAGUGUAACUUUUAUUGAACCUGGAAUAUUCCUUUAAUUGAUUGCAAAUUAUUUAAUUGAAAGCCAUGAACAGACCUGAUUAUCAUGAUUUUUGUAAUUUUAGGCUGAAUUCUGUAGUGACUUUGUUCGUUUAAGCCCAACCUUGUUUUUGCAUAGCUGAACGAAACACAUGCCAUUUCAUGUUUACACUGAACAUCCAGAAACCACAUGCUCUAUACCAUCU
Molecule: messenger RNA, 2626 nt
Organism: Myxocyprinus asiaticus (Chinese sucker)
Lineage: Eukaryota; Metazoa; Chordata; Actinopteri; Cypriniformes; Catostomidae
Product: calcium/calmodulin-dependent protein kinase II inhibitor 2-like
Exons: 2
Coding region: 287-526 (79 amino acids)
Biological process (GO): negative regulation of protein kinase activity
Molecular function (GO): protein kinase binding; calcium-dependent protein kinase inhibitor activity
Source: RefSeq, a predicted model, not a curated record